AUGGGCCUGAUACGAGUUGACGGGAACAUGAAGAUGUCAGAGAGUCCCAAACAAGAAUUAUUUCGACGAAAUAAUCCAAUUGAUUGCCGAACUGACCAGAAAUUCGCGAAGGAGAUCACGUGGAGAGACUCACGAGGAGAGUUUUGGGAUUCUAAGGAACAUUUUAAUGAAGGUAAUUCCUAUUUUUGAUUGAUUUUUAUAAAACAGUAAAAUCAAUUGAAGAAAUAAUAAAAAUGCAAUGUUUCCGUCAUUUUGGCGUUAUUUCACCAUGCUAGAGGCAUGGGGGAGUAUCAAGACUUAGUCUAUCUUUCUCAGCAGCAAAAACUAUAUCAAGAUACAUGUUCAAAUAACAUUUCUACCGUUCAUUUUCGAAAAGUAAAAUUCUAUUUUCAUUUUCAUCGCAUUUUAUUUUAAUAAGAACUAAUAUUUCAUAUGUCCGUGAUUCAAAACUGUUGAAUUCAAACAAACAAUGUUGUUUUCAGGUAUUGCGAACGUCAGCCAAGUGGAAUCAACGGUUUCGAUCAUGGACGAAGUGGAGUUGAUUAUACUAUUCAAAUAA
Caenorhabditis angaria is the source of this 559-nucleotide messenger RNA. Lineage: Eukaryota; Metazoa; Nematoda; Chromadorea; Rhabditida; Rhabditidae. The record is from the annotation of a GenBank genome assembly.